UCGAGUGUGGCCGCGAAGUCUGCGUGACCGUGCGUGACUUUCCGGCUAGUUAGUAAAUUUGAAAAUAUGCCUCCCAAAAAGGGAGGAGGAGGUUCCAAGGGCGGAAAAGCUGAUGGAGGAAAAAGCAAGGGAGAUGAUGAUAGUAAAGCGAGUGCCGGAAAAGAAAAGAAAGGUGGAACAGCUGUUAAGGUUCGGCACAUUCUUUGCGAAAAGCAAUCAAAAGCAUUGGAAGCUUUGGAAAAAUUGAAAGGAGGCAUGAAAUUUCCUGAAGUUGCAGCACAAUAUAGUGAAGAUAAAGCCAGACAAGGGGGAGAUCUAGGUUGGAUGACAAGAGGCUCAAUGGUGGGUCCUUUUCAAGAUGCUGCAUUUGCUUUACCAACUUCCAAUGUCAACAGUCCUGUCUAUACAGAUCCACCUGUAAAAACCAAGUUUGGAUAUCACAUUAUUAUGGUUGAAGGAAAGAAAUAAAAGACUUAAUAUGAAAUUCCUAAUGUAAAUAUACCUUGGAGUUCUUUGUAUGUUUCUAAUAAUUUGUAUUACAAAACAAAUUAUACAUGACUGUACAUAUAAAAAAUAAACUCUAACUCAUUAUAUAUGUUCUGUUUGUAUUUCAAGGUUGUUUACUACUUCCUUUCCAUUAUUUCAAUUGGUUUAUUUGUAAAACCAUGAAGCAAAUAUUCCUACUUAGAUUUAAUUUGUGUCAACAAUAUACAGCUGUCAUCUAAAAACAUUGUUAUCAGCUUAUGCAUGCCAGCAAUUAGCUCCUAUCAGCACAGGCCAUUAAGUUAUUCUAAUAGCUUUUACCAGGAAAGCUGCUGUCAGGUGAUGCUGCAUGCAGAUGUGUUGGCUGGCCUCCCUUAUUCAUUUUUGAAUUCAAAAAUGAGGUGGUUAUGUGUGUGGAUCUUUUCAUUGUUUAUUCCAACAUUAUUAGUAGGUGAUAACCUUAAUCUGCUGCAAGAGAAUUAUGAGCAGCCAUGUGAGAACUGUGAGUAUUAUAAUUAUCAUCAUGUUUAUGUAGGGUGUAAACAACUGUUUUAAUAUUGUGUAUUACAUAUUUUGAAAUGGUUUCUAAAGCAACAAAUAUGAACACAUUUCUUAAGUUUACAAAGAAACUACAUUAAUCUUUGAUAAUCACUUAUUAAUAUUGGUAUUUUUUUCUUCUGAUUCAAUUUCAUGUUAUUAAUCCAAUAAUUAACUUGGUCACUAGCUAAGAAACUGUAUUGAAUGUAGUUUGUUCCAUUAUGUAGUUUUUAAAGAACAAAAUAAAUUUCCU
Gryllus bimaculatus (two-spotted cricket) is the source of this 1273-nucleotide messenger RNA. Lineage: Eukaryota; Metazoa; Arthropoda; Insecta; Orthoptera; Gryllidae. The record is from the annotation of a GenBank genome assembly.